AGAGAGAUCGCCGGCGACAACGCCGCCGCCGCCGCCGACGACGAGGAGGCCGCCAUGAGAAGGAUGCGCUUCUUUGCUCUCAGCUCGAGUGCUCGCUGGCUCACCGAAGAAGUCGCACGUGUCCUUCGGGAUAAGGUUCAGGGUGGAAUUUGCAAAAGUGAACCACACCGCUUCUUCUCCAUAGUAGAGAGGGCUCUUGCGGCGGCGGCGAUGGCGGCGACGGCGAGCACGUCCGGCGAGUGGCUGAAGGGCGCGCUGCAGGAGCUGCGGGAGCGGAUGGGUGGCGCGCUGGAGCUCGACGCGGACCUCAUCUCGGGCCUCGUCUCCUUCUGCGAGCUCGCGCCUCCGCCCGACGCCGCUGACUACCUCGCGAAUAUUAUUGGAGUAGAAGCUGCUCAGGACCUUAUUCAGGAGUACUUGCAGAGGAGGGGUUACAUUGAUCCAUUGAAGGGCAAUGAAAACCUACAAUCAUCAAAUCUUCAGCCUUAUGUGAAGCCUUCUGCUGAAGCUGGGCCUACCCAAACCAAGAAGCAGACACGCACACAAAAAGAUGCAGCAGCAUCUUCUUCUGGCCAGAGUUCCAAGAAUCAACCAGAGACUACUGAACCCCGAGUUGCCUCCAAGAGAGGUUCAAAAAAGAAAGCAGUAAAGGCCAUCUCCCUUGCUGAGGCAGCGAAGGGUUCUAUUGUCUUCAAGCAGGGGAAACCUUGUUCAUGCCAAGCACGCCAGCACAACCUUGUCAGCAACUGCUUAUCAUGUGGCAAAAUUGUGUGUGAACAAGAGGGUGAGGGACCAUGCAGUUUCUGUGGUGCACUUGUUCUAAUGGAAGGAAGCACAUAUGCUGGUUUAAGUGAUGUUGAAAUUCCUCUUUCGGAAGCAGAAGCUGAAGCUGAAGCAUAUGCAAAGAGGCUUGUUGACUAUGACAGAAACUCUGCAGCAAGGACUAAAGUUUAUGAUGAUCAAAGUGACUACUUUGAAAUGGAAGGAAAUAGUUGGCUUUCUUCAAAGGAAAAGUCAGACCUAAAGAAGCAGCACGGGGAAGCUCAGGAAGCAGCUGAAAAGGAUAAAGGGAAAGUGGUCGUCACAUUUGAUUUGGUGGGCCGCAAGGUAAUUUUGAACAAGGAUGGAGCCACCGUGUUGGAAUCCGAGCACCGGAUCUUGGGACCACCUGAAGAGAAGGAUCAGAUCCACCGCAUACAAGCCAACCCCACAAUCAGAGAGCAGCCCGUGUUCAUCGAAACAGGGCCAGUGAAGCCAAAAACUGACAGAGCUCGACAGAGCAAGAGACUCACCAAGAAUGGCCUGUGCCUGGAGGUAACUGGGAGGCUGCAGCACGAUGACAAGGACCCCCAGAGCUUCCUGGGUGGCAAGAUGAAGAAGGGUGAUCAUCUGGCGUACAGUUCUUUCGGCCAACCCCGUGAAGGGGACGACUUCGACUGCUCCCAAGAUUUUGAUUGAGCCUAAUUUGCUUGUGGAUGGUGAUGGUCGAUGGGUGCCUUCCAUUGUAGGUAUGUCAUCCCCGAUUUUGGUUCAUACUGGUUGUUGAGUUCUCAGCUUUUACCCAGAGGAGGCAAAAUACAGACCAGGCUGUAGAAAUGCUAUCAUACACAUGAACACAUCCAUAUAUACCCAUCUCCUUUUUUGUAAGGAUACCUUGGAACCUAUUGAAAAUGUGAGAAUGGCACAUUUGGUUA
This is a messenger RNA of Oryza sativa Japonica Group (Japanese rice), 1694 nucleotides long. RefSeq lists its product as uncharacterized. The record is from RefSeq and is a predicted model, not a curated record. Gene Ontology annotation, biological process: positive regulation of DNA-templated transcription. Lineage: Eukaryota; Viridiplantae; Streptophyta; Magnoliopsida; Poales; Poaceae. Gene Ontology annotation, molecular function: transcription coactivator activity; zinc ion binding. Gene Ontology annotation, cellular component: nucleus.